Bicyclus anynana (squinting bush brown) is the source of this 2615-nucleotide messenger RNA. RefSeq names its product epoxide hydrolase 4. The record is from RefSeq and is a predicted model, not a curated record. Bases 205 to 1272 code for a protein of 355 amino acids. Gene Ontology annotation, molecular function: hydrolase activity. The transcript has 6 exons. NCBI's taxonomy places the organism in Eukaryota, Metazoa, Arthropoda, Insecta, Lepidoptera, Nymphalidae.
UCAAAGGCAACAAAACACAACACAACCAAAUCACAACAUCCGUUUCGUUCGAACUUCGAAUUAUUGAUAAAAACUGAUAAGAAUUAACUAGGGUUUAAAGUGCUUUACUCUUUACAACUAAGUAUAAAUUCAUCAAAUGCAUAGAGCGCACGCGUAGACUGAUACAUACCUAUUUGAUUUAAUGAAUGUAUUAAUAAGUUAUAAAUGGGUGUGCAAAGUGAUAAAGUGUUAGAAGUUGUAGCAGGCUGGGAAGCUGUGAAAUUAGUGUUAAGAUGUGCUUUUUUAGGCCUAUGGCAGAUAAUAAAUUUAGCGGUUCGAAGGUUAUGGAAAGGGCACCGGAGAAAACUAUCCAAGAACUAUCCGCCUGUCGAACUUACAGUGGAUUCCUCCAUCGGCAUACAUUGUUACAUCAAAAUAAUGGGAGUCAAAUAUCAUUAUGUUGAAACUGGUGUUAAAAGCGGCAAGAAAGUUCUAAUACUUGGAGAUGCGCCUGACACUGGUGAUCUGUGGGUGCCCAGAUGGGCUGCAGUCGUCAGACGUCUAGCUGAGACUGGUCAUCACGUGAUAACUCUGGAUCUAAGAGGAACUGGAGGCAGUGAAGGAGGUGGGAGGAGUGAUCUAUCCCCACCGAGAGCCGUGGAGGAGUUAAGAGCUUUGUUGCUGGCUCUUGGGGCUUCAGAUAGUAAUCCAGCAAUGGUGAUUGGCUUUGGCAUUGGUGGUAUGAUGACCUGGUACUUGGUGCACUGCCAUGGCGCGCUGGUCAGCAAGUUUGCCGUGAUAGCCGCGCCUCAUCCCAACCUGUACUGGCAGCACCCGCCCGCCGCCUUCUGCCUCGGCUCCACGCACUUCAUACAGUGGCCGCACUUCCCCGAGCGCUGGCUAGCUGAGGGCGCGCUACAGGACGGCACGCAGUGGGCGAGCUCGCGCGCGCGCGACUGGAGCGGCGCGCUCAACUAUGUCAGAGGUGCAGCCUGGUACCGUAUCCACCCAGAACACAAGAUCCAGGUCCGGGGCCUGUUGGUGGGGUCACGAGACAGUGCAGCACAGCUGGUGGCGAGCGCGCAGUUCUGCGUCAGUCCCGCGCUGAGGCUGGUCACCUCACCAGGCCCGGGGGACAAAGACCUGCCGGGUAUGGUGCUGGACUUCUUCGUGGGUAAACAAAAGGCCACCGAGGAAGUGGUGUCCCGGGGCUUGAUGGGCAGAGUCCUGGGGGCAGUGGCCGACAGAGGGCGGGAGCUCACCGCGCGACUGGCUCUACCAGCCAAUGCGUGAUCAUUACUCAUUAGAUUUUAUAAGUUAUGCUUAGUUAUUAGUCUAAGAUCCCACAUUACAAAUAUAUACUCUCAUCUGUUAUUAGUAAGUGAUAAUAAAUAAAUGAUAGUUAAUAUUGACAGUGUUUGCAAAUAGGUUUCCUAGUGAAAUUGCAGCCAGACACAUUUUAUAUACAAAAUCUAAAAAACAUUCUUUUAUUUGACUCAACUGUUUAUAUCUGGCAACCCCACAAUUGCAGUUUGAGAGCAGGCAACUUUACGUUUUUUAAUUCUAUUGGGUGUAUUCUUUAAAUAGUGUACGAUUUUUUUUAUUAACCAAUGAGGGAAGUAAAAUAAUAAAUUUAACUACGUAAUCCACAAUUUUACUGGGCAACCAUUUUGCAAUGUGUCAAUGAGGAUACCUAUCGGUUAUUUCAUAUCCCAAACAAAUAAUAGAUGAGGGUAUAUAUUUCUUAUGCCGGAUCUCGUCCUAUAUCGAGUAGCAUCAAUAUAUUGGUCUGGCUAUCGGUGCAUUAAGGUCAUAACUCAUUAGAGCCACCCGGCAACGAACCAGUAUCGCCUCGCCUCUAAGACUUUUAUUGACACUAUGUAAACUUUGAUGCGUAUAGUGAUUCUAUUCAGAGGAGGCUAUGCAGGUCGGAUGCUGAACUUGAAAGGACCAUCAAAUAUCUAUAUUAUCUGUUAGUUCAGUAGUCAGUAAUUUAAAAAAAAACCAUUCGCUUAGCUUAAAUUUGGCUUGGCGCGCUGCCGCGUGUCUCGAUUCGUUACAAAAAGUAAAUGUAAAAAUAAAUCAACUGCUACUGACUCAAUAAUACUCUUUUAACUUUUAACUCUCAAUUAUUUUAAUAUUUACAAUUUGGUAAAUUGUAUUAUUUAUUUUCACCUUCACUUACAUUGUCUAGUGUCUAUGUACUAUUCAUGUUGUCUAUUCCUAUUUAUAUUUCUAGUAUAAAUACGUCAGAAAUAGGCGAAUUCGCAUCCAUAUUUCGAAGGUGCUAAAAUAGACUGAUUUUUCGCUGUAAAUAAAAACAUGAGAUUAUAAAUUAUUUAUAAGUAUAUGUUAGUUGUGUAGCAUUUUUGUAACAGAUUUUGUCAAUCAAGGAUUUUGUUGUAUUAAUUGUUAAAAUGUUGCCAUAUAAAUAUUUUUUUUUGCCAUAUUUACAUACGAUUAUAUACGCUAUAUUUUAUUUUUUAUUGUCUCGCGGCCCCAGUUUAUAUUGAAGAUACGAAUAUUAGUUUUAUAUUAACAUACUAAUUAUUUGUAAUUUUUAUAUUUGAUGUAAAUAAUUUUAAACCUACUAUAGUUUAAUAUAGUGGAGAAAUAAAAUUAUAUUAUUUUGUAUA